This is a messenger RNA of Pelobates cultripes (western spadefoot toad), 26384 nucleotides long. The record is from the annotation of a GenBank genome assembly. Lineage: Eukaryota; Metazoa; Chordata; Amphibia; Anura; Pelobatidae.
CGGAGGAGCACGCUGGAAAAAAGGGGAGGGAUCUGAUUGGUCGGAACCCAGGUAGUAUGCCCGCCCCGGGACUGGAGAAGCUCCCCGAUUGGCAGUGGAAUGGAGGUAAACAGAAUAGAAUGUCCCCUUCUGUUGGAACCUAUGGGAGCCGCAUCCCAUUGUGACGCGUGGGGUUCUGUUAAAUUGUUACUGAGCAGGAGAAUGCAUGAACCCUGAGAGUGGAAGGAGACAGGAGGUGGGGGGAGUGAGUGAGGCUGGAAUAAAAAAAGCGUCUCAUAUACAGCUUUGUCUGAGAUUUCAUCACAGACUCUUUAUGACAGAGGAUGAAUGCGUUGGGGAUAUUGAGAGAGACAAAGCACUUGGUGCCCACUUGAUUCCUAUUCCCUUAUGCGUGUGGCAGAGGGGAGCUGGCAUGCAGUUCAGAUAGGAGCAGGAUUCAGUGCUGCCUUGGAGUGUGAGGCUGGGGCUUUAUCUUCUAUAAGUUUGCCAAAGCAGGGAAAGUGUGCUGCUGCAGACACAGGAGGGGCAUUGUAUAGUACAAGCAGUGUGGGGAGGUCCCAGACUAUUGCUGUCUGUGAUGAAGACAGGCACACAGUGAGAGCUGCAGGAGACGCACUCAGUGCUACCUGCCUGAGCUCUCUCUCUCUCUAUUACUGGACCACUCGUAUCCUUCCUCCACUAGCUCUGCCUUGGCAAUGACAGCUGUCGCCUACAUGGACUUCGUUGCUGCUCAGUGUCUGGUGUCUAUUUCUAACCGUAAAGUGGAUCAGCAGCCUGAGGGGCAGGAGGUGAGGGCAUCCCCUUGCCUGGAGAACCCAGCAGCAGCACCUGCAGACUCUGCAAUGCACCUGAGGAAGGUGCCAGAGCAGGAGCCAAGCCUUCACCUGAGGACCAUGCCUGAGCAAGGAGUGACCAAGGAGCUCCACGAAGGACCAGGGGAAGCAUGGAAGGAUUACUGCACCUUGCUAACUAUAGCGAAAAGCCUGCUGGAGUUAAAUAAGUACCGUCCCCUGCCUUCCCCUGUCUAUAGUCACAGCGAUGAGGAGCUGAGCUCGGACAGUGACCUCACCACGGAGUCCGGCCUCAGCUUCAGCCCAUCUUAUAGCCCGGGGAGCUCUACCCCCAGCCAUAUGGACUACAGCCCUGAACCCGGCUCCACGCAGCCACUCCCACUCGACCAGGACACACCCAGCUCCCCACCAGCCCCAGCCCCUGCCAGGUCCACCAAUGAAAAGAGGCACAGGUGCCCCUAUGCUGGAUGUGGCAAAGUGUAUGGCAAGUCCUCCCACCUCAAAGCCCAUUACAGAGUCCAUACAGGUCAGUAACCCCCACCCCCUGAAACCAGAGUGGAAUCUGACAGGGUUUAGGUAAACCGUACUUUUUUGAAGUGUUUUUAAAAAAACUUUUUCUUUUCUGCUUAGUUGGGUGUGUUGAAGCGAGGAACAAAACCUUGGUGUUGCUGAUCUCUUUAAAUGCUGUCAGCAUUGCAUGCUCUGUGUAUAGACACAGCAGGUGUCUAUUGUCUGUAGAGUACAGUAAUAAAAUGUGGGUAUGCUCCAAUGUGGCUCACAGUCUUUAAGGAUCUGUUUUUUUUUUUUUUCUCCUGUAUAUUUCUAAAAAUGUGAGUUUUUUAAAAUUGGCAAAACGUUCAACCUGUAUAAUAAAAAAAUAAAUAAUUAAAUAUAAUUAAUUAAUUAUAUAUAUAUAUAUAUAUAUAUAUAUAUAUAUAUAUAUACAUACAUAUAUAUAAAAUUACAUUCAUUAUAUAUAUAUAUAUAUAUAUAUAUAUAUAUGGAUAGAUAGAUAAAAUAAAGCAGCAUACAGAACGUGGACCAAAAGUUUGGCUUAUUAUCAAACCACAAUAGCAGGGUUAUUUUUUCCCAGUACUCAGUGUGCUAGGCUUUCAACAAUAAAACAUUGUGUCCCCUUCUUGCUGUGUAGAUCAUCAGAUACUUAUUGCCAAAUUGAUAUUUUGUCUCUUCACAAAUUUCUCAGAUGUUUGACCACUGGUAGUUUUUUAUUAUUUUGAACCACAAUUCACAGGUUGAUUUUCAAUAAUCUGAUAUAUAAGGUCUUGUCAACUGCAUAGUUAUAAUAUAUUUUGGUAUCCAUCCCUGUCAUGCAUGGUAUGUCCUUGUCUUUUUGAAGAUUCCAUUCGGAACCUUCCACAGUGACAAAAAAAUAUGUUAUUGAAUGGUACAGAUAGGAAACAUUCUUCAUGCUUUUUUUUUCUUUUUUAGUCCCAUGACCCAAAAUAGUUGACUGGAGGAUUUGGCAUCUGUUUUAAUAACACACGCUACUUUUAGUAACGUACUUUUAGUAACGUGGUGGCAAAUUCAAUGUGUUGUCGAGAUUGGGAGGGGUGGUUCUCGUAGUUUCGGCAUCCACCCUAGGGUUACGCCUAUUGUCAUAUCACGGCCAACCAGGGGUUGACUACCAGUUGCACAUGUUUUGAUGCAUGACGUCACAAUACAGCAGUGUGCACCUGGGUCGUGUGCCAUUAAGUGAACUAAGAGCGUUAUAUUGGUCUUUGAACCGUGCAGGUAUAACGGUCAGUUUUGUCUGUUCUAGAAUAAGUAACACUUUUUAAAAAGCCGAAUAACCCGUCUUACGAGGGUUCCGAAAACCAAUGAUUUUUUUGUUCACUGCAAGCAUGUCAUUUUGUCAUCAAAGACAUUCUGGCAGGUUAUCAAACAAGUCUUAGACAUUCAAAAUGUAAGAUACAGUUUAAAAAUAAAUAAAUGUACAUCUGCAUCAAAUGCACAUCUUAUUGUUAAAAAUCUACAAGCAUUUGCCCAAAAUAACCUAAUCAUACCCUGAAAGGCUUCGGUUGUAUCUAGAUUCCAUUUUUCCUUUUUUUUUGGGAAGGAGCCAACUGUCUCCAUGUCACUUGCUUUAUAGCCUUUCUUCGCUAUCUCCCUCCCUGCUCCCAUACCAGCCAGCUGUGUCCUCAGAUUACCUCUUCUAGCAAGAUCUAGUGUGCAUAUUGGAUUUCUGCUGUUCCACUCUUUGCCACAGACAGCAUAUAUCUCUGAAGCAGUAUAUCUAAAGGAGCAGACAGAGUUAGACGGCAGCAUUUACCAAUAGAAUUUUUAGUUGGCAUUUUCAGUAUUUGUGUAUAUAAUGCCUUUGAAAUGAGAGAUUGAUCUUUUUAAAGCAAAUGGGGUGUUGCCCAAGCCUGUCUGGUACUCAGAUAGUUAAUGCUUUGUCCCGGUCAACGACACUGACAGUGUUAGCCAGACCUGUGUUGUGUCUGAGCAUCCUGCUCAUUGUUUGUCACAUUAAUUACUGAUAAACUGCCAGUUUCAGAACAGCAUCUGAAUCACAUUCCUUGUUUAGGCUUGCCCCAUGCUAUCUGUGGGAUUAAGGGUGUGGUGAAUCAUGGCAUGAUUCAAAAAUGUUCACUUUUUGCAGAUACAAAGAUGACUAUCCUAUCUCUGUAUUAAUCAGCAUUGAUAGUUUUGCAGAUGAUCUUGGCACAAUGCAUUUGCACUGUAAUCUUAACAGAAAAGUGCAAUUCUUGUAAUUUCAGUGAUGAAAUCUGAAAGUGCCCUUUGUGUCAUUUUUGUGAUUAGGAGAUAUGUCUUUUAUUAAAACUCUAAGUAUCUAUAUGAGUUUGUGAUUCAAUAUAUGUAUAUACAUGUGCAUAAGUUAGCUCCAGCCAGGAAAGAGUGAAGGUUGGGUGUGCCUGUGGAAAGAUACAACCACGCUUACUUGAACCAACCAAUCUUCCCUGAAGAGGUUAUGAAAUAGCUGUGGGUGAAGACAAAGGCAAUAUGUUUUACAGAUUUUAAUGCAUUAUAUAGUGAGUAAAAGAAAAACAAUUUCUAUAUUUUGUAUAGAAAUUUAAGUGCAACUGGUACAUUGGCACACAAAAGCAAACAUAAUUUUUCUAUGCAUGGCAACCUUUAUGAUUGUGUUAAAUAUGUAUAUUAUUUGUGAGCCACAAAGAUUCCUGUUAGAACAAUUUAAUUAUAGUUACACAUUUGGAGGAGUAUAUUUAGAGGUGCGUAAGACCGAGGUGUACAAGCACAUGUAUUACUGUUGUGCUUACUCUAAAGCAAGUUGGUCUUCUGGGAUCACAAGGGUGGCAUUUAUGAGAAGUGGUUGGCAUAAUAACUGGCAUGAUGAAACUUGAAAUUACUUUUAUUUAAAAAAUGUAUUAGUCUGUUUAUGCUAGAGCUGCAAAAAAGGCAACUCAUCUGUUUUAAAUAUAUAAUUCCCAUGGUCAUUUUUACUAGAAAGAAAAAUCAAAACAAGUCCUUUUCAAUUGUAAACACAGGAAGUGGACAUAGAAACAUUUUGUUAGACUUUUGUGAAGUUUCUAGGUGUCAAACUUUUUUUUCCAGGAGUUCACCAUAUGUCAGAUACAGGUAAAAUAAUAUAAUUUAUUAUUCACUAAACAGUGAUUUGUGGUGAAUUGGAAAUAAAAUUACAAUAUGCAGGAUAAAAUAGCUAUGUUUUAUUUGUAGCAGACUUGGAGAAUUUUUCCAAAUAAUACAGUUUUGCCUUUUGUCAAUUUGGUUUUCACAGUUUAGUAAAUAAACUAUAAUGUUGCUUCAUGCAGGUGCACCUUGCCAUUGUAUUACCUUUCUCUGCCUCUGUGCAAAUCUUUGUUUCCAUGACAACAUGCUCAUUCAUGAAGCAAUAUUGUAUUCUUCAGUUGCCUUGGAGUGAAUGAGAAACUCUUGGAAAAUAAGGUAUGCCAUCUACUGGAAACAUGAUCAUCUGGAACAACUUUCAUUUUAGAAAUAGGAAUGACAUGUUCUGAUUUUCUUCUAGUUCUUACGUAAUGUCUCAGCAAAUAAUUGUAUCUCCGAUUGGUAAUGGUGUUGAAAACAUCUAGAUCUUUUCACAUUACAUCAAUUUGUAGUGAGUUUGCAAACAGCACCAAAAGUCAAUAUAAGCAAAAUGGCUGCAAACUUGCAGCCUACAUGUGCCAAUUGUCCAUCAGGUCACACAUGGUGACUGCCAAUUACAUUCAUUACAAUUCAAAUAUUUUCUAAACCUCAAGUUGAUGCUGAGUAGCCUCCAAGUCUUUCCCAAGUCUGGAAAUGCUAGACAUAACUUGUAAGUUUUGCAAAACACAUAGACUGAUUAGAUGUGUAGGGUGAUCCAGAAUCCUCAUAAACCUGGCAGACACACUCUUAUAACAGAAUAGUAGUCUCAUCUGUUAAAGCGGCACUGUCAUGCCGAACUUACCUUUCUUUCAUGGAUUCCUCUUCUCUCCCUCUCUCAGGAUCUGUUCUCCAUUUCUUCCUGUCUGCUCUAGUUUUCUUAAAAACAUAAGACAAAGUAGGGACUACUUUGUCUUAUGGAGGUUUCCUAUGCCUGACCAGCGGAGGAGCAAAGUGUGCUUCAUUUCCGGUGAUCAAAGCAAUUUUCCCACAGUUCUCACCUUUGAUCCGUGAUCUCGCGAUGCUUCCUGUCAGUAUUCCCAAACGUCCUGUCACUUAGACAGAACGCCGGCGAAACUACAGAAUUUCAUCCUAACAGAACAAGAACAGUUUCUCCAUUCGUGUUAGGUCGCAAUUCGGGACUUUGUUUGGAUCAGAAUUUCAUUUGAAUGAAUGAAAUUCCGAUCCUAUUCGUGCCGCGGCUACAUCUUGCAGCUGCUUAGUAGAUAAUUGUUAUUGUUAUUUAGGGCCCCCACCUGCCGCUCAGGGGCGGGGGCAAUAGGUCCCCCAUUCAGUUUAACAGCUCCCUACGGUAUCAGGGAGCUAUCUACCAAAAGGCUUAAAGACCUAAAUUGGUCUUUCAGCCAAAUGUACUAAUACUAAGUAAAGAUUACUUAGUGUUAGUACAUUCUGCCCCUACUCGCUAUACCGCGAGUAGGGGCAUGUCUAGUAAACAGUGAGCAGCCAGUGGCUGCUCACGGUUAAAAAAACAAAACAAAAACCCUAGUGUCCCCCUUCCUGAGCCCCCACCCGUGCCGCGCUAGUGGGGGCUGUUAAACUGAAUGGGGGACCUAUUGCCCCCGCCCCUGAGCGGCAGGUGGGUCCCUAAAUAACAAUAAGGAGGGGGGACCUAUCUUCCCCCCUCCCCAUGAGUGGCAGGUGACGGCCCUAAAUUAUAAUAAGGGGGGGAACCUAUUGUCCUCCCCCCCAGCCUUCACCCCUAAACGGCGGGUGGGAGCCCUAAAUGAAAAUGUGGGGGGGGUGAACCUAUUGUCCUACCCCCAGUCCCCACCCUUGAGCAGCUGGUGGGGGCCCUAAAUAACAAUGAGGUGGAGAGGGAGGGGCGAGACCUAUUAUCCUUCCCCUGGUCCCCACCCCUGAGCAGCGGUUGGAGGCCCUAAAUGAAAAUGGGGGGAGGAGGGGGAACCUAUUGUCCUCCCCGGCCCCCACCCCUGAGCAGCGGGUGGGUGCCCUAAAUGAAAAUGGGGGAGGGUGGGAACCUAUUGUCCUUCCCGGCCCCCACCCAUGAGCGGCUGGUGGGGGCCCUAAAUGAAAAUGUUAACAUCCCCAGGUUACUAGGAGUACCCAAGCCCCUAGUCACCCCCCCACCUCAAAAACCCCUACCUACCCCCUUCACCCUAAAAAUAGUGAAGGGGGAGCAAGAGAACUAAAUACCUGUAAAAAUUAAAUAAAACUUACCGUUUGAUGUCUUCUUUUUUCUAAAAUCUUCUUUUUUCAUCCCCAGAAAAUGCCAAGUAAAAGUCUGUAAUAUCCGUCGCACUUUGAAACUAAAAUAAAAAACCAGAGGGCAAAAAAAAAAGAUCGUAAAAAAACAAACCUGACGCUAAAAAAAUAAUCCAUCUUCACCCAGCGAGGGCACGGCGCAGACGGAGCUUCGCAGGGCGAGGAAAUGCUUAUAAAGCCUUUCCACGCCCUGCAAUUAGGCACAGGGUGCUCUGAUUGGUUGGUUUAAGUAAUGUAAUAAGUAAUGUACCAUCAUGUUCCCUUCACCAUGGUUGAUGCUAGGUACUAAAUAGACCCAAAGCAAAAACCAUAAGACUCCUCCCCAUAAAUUACACUGGGCACUAGUGAUGUCCCGAACGGUUCGCUGCGGACGACGAACAUAUGCGGUAAACUUUGACCCUGUACCUCACAGUCAGCAGACACAUUCCAGCCAAUCAGCAGCAGACCCUCCCUCCCAGACCCUCCCACCUCCUGGACAGCUCACUAAGAAUGCAGCUUCACAAUGAAUGUAAAUGGAUGCUGUCCAGGAGGUGGGAGGGUCUGGGAGGGAGGGUCUGCUGCUGAUUGGCUGGAAUGUGUCUGCUGACUGUGAGGUACAGGGUCAAAGUUUACCACAUAUAUUCGCCGUCCAUGGCGAACCGUUCGGCGAACCGUUCAGGACAUCACUACUGGGCACACAAACUCCACCACUUAAUGCAAAAUCUGCCUUUUUGUCUCUACUGACUUACCUCUUGGUUUUGUUUUGUUUUUAUUCUGAACUGACUAUCAAAAAUAUUAGCAACACAUAACACACAUACAUAUAAUCACCAACUAACAUAAACAUAAAUGCAAAAAGGCAAUCACGUGAAUACAAAUGCAAAUAUUCAACCACACAGACAACUGCACACAUAUAUGUACAACAUCAAACACAUGCAUUUACAUACAUAAAGUGAUUUAUUUAUGUUUUAGGUUGCCUUAGACUCAUCUAAAUUGACCCCAUUCGCCUCACCCCACCCCUACUCCUCCCCAUUAACCACACUGUCUGUCACACUCACAAAUACAGGUGUAGCACACACCCAGGUCCGAACUGGCUAUCCGAGCGCCGGCCCUGCUGUGUGCCUCCAUGGGCCGGUGGGGAGAUCAAAGAUCUCCCUCACCGGCCCACAGGCACUGUUACAGGCGGCCGCCGGCUGAGGAGGGAGGGAGGCAGGAGAGAGGACCGGCGGAGCUCUAGCCAGCAGCUCCGCCAGGUCCUCUCGCGGGAUUCUGAGCGUUGCUGCGGUUACCACGGCAACGCUCAGAUCUCGCGAGAGUGAACUCUAGCCUGCAGGUUAGAGUUCACUCUCACCACUGGACCACCAGGGAAGCAUGACAGCAUGGCCCCUCUCCCCCCCCAUGGCAACACGGCUCCCCCCCUCCCAGGCUAAAGGUAAGAAGGGGGGGGGACAUAACUUUUAUUAUUAAUUAUUAAUAAAAAAAUAUAUAUUUAAAAUAAUUUCCCUAACAGCCCCUGCCCAGACACACACAGCCCCCAGACACACACACAGCCCCAGACACACACACAGCACCCCCAGACACACACACAGAGCACCCCCAGACACAACAGCCCCCAGACACACACAGCCCCAGACACACACACAGAGCACCCCAGACACACACACAGCCCCAGACACACACACAGCCCCCAGAAACACACAGCCCCAGACACACACACACAGCCCUCCCCAGACACACCCACAGCCCCAGACACACACACACAGCCCCCAGACACACACAGCCCCCCCAGACACACACACAGCCCCCCCAGACACACACACAGCACCCCCAGACUAGGGAUCGACCGAUUAUCGGUUUUACAAGCAGGGAGGGGGGACAACAAAAAUAAUUAAAUAUUAAAAAAUGCCCCCUCACACACACACGCCAUUAUAUACACAUACACUACACAAACACACUGUGUAUAUAAUGCAGUGUUUGUAUAGUGUGUUUAUAUAAUGCACACUACACAAACAAACUGCAUUAUAUACACACACACUGCAUUAUAUACACACACUAUACAAACACACACACUACGCAAACACACUGUGUAUAUAAUGCAGUGUUUGUAUAAUGUGUUUAUAUAAUGCAGUGUUUGUAUAGUGUGUUUAUAUAAUGCACACUACACAAACACACUGCAUUAUAUACACACACACUGCAUUAUAUACACACACUAUACAAACACACACACUACGCAAACACACUGUGUAUACAAUGCAGUGUGUGUGUAGUGUGUGUGUAUAUAAUGCAGUGUGUGUGUAGUGUGUGUAUAUAUAAUGCAGUGUGUGUAGUGUGCGUAUAUAAUGCAGUGUGUGUGUAGUGUGUGUAUAUAAUGCAGUGUCUGUGUGCAGUGUGUGUAUAUAAUGCAGUGUGUGUUUGCAUAGUGUGUUUAUAUAAUGCACACUACACAAACACACUGCAUUAUAUACACACUAUACAAACACACACACUCUGCAUUAUAUAAACACACUACAUUCAUUAUAUACACACACACUACACAAACACACACACUUUACAUUUAGUACAUACUGCAUUCACUUUACGCACACUACCCACACACUACACAAACACUCUACUUUCAUUAUAUACACACUACACUAAUACACACUACAUAAACACACACUGCAUCCACACACACUACACAAACACACAUUGCAUCCACAACACACACUACACAAACACACACUGCAUCCACAACACACACUACAUAAACACACUGCACCCACUACACCCACUACACAAACAUACAAUGCAUCCACUACACAAACACACACUGCAUCCACUACACAAACACACACUGCAUCCACUACACACACUACACAAACACAUACAGCUCCCCUGUCUAAACACACUGCAUCCACUACACGUGGCAUGUAUAUUUUGUGCAUUUACCUUUAGAAAUUUAUUAUGGUAAUAAUUUAAAUGGUAAAUGUACAGAAUAUCGGCAAAUUAUAUGGGCUAUCGGCCUCAAAGUUCACAGAAUAUCGGUAUCGGCUCUAAAAAAUCAAUAUUGGUCGAUCCCUACCCCAGACACACACAGAGCACCCCCCAGACACAAACAACCCCCCCCCAGACACACACACAGCCCCAGACACACACACACACAGCCCCAAGACACACACACAGCCCCCUACAGACACACACACAGCACCCCCAGACACACACCUCACAGCCCCCAUACACACACAGCCCCAGACACACACAUAGCACCCCCAGACACACACAGCCCCCCCAGACACACACACAGCCCCCCCAGACACACACACAGCACCCCCAGACUAGGGAUCGACCGAUUAUCGGUUUUACAAGCAGGGAGGGGGGACAACAAAAAUAAUUAAAUAUUAAAAAAUGCCCCCUCACACACACACGCCAUUAUAUACACAUACACUACACAAACACACUGUGUAUAUAAUGCAGUGUUUGUAUAGUGUGUUUAUAUAAUGCACACUACACAAACAAACUGCAUUAUAUACACACACACUGCAUUAUAUACACACACUAUACAAACACACACACUACGCAAACACACUGUGUAUAUAAUGCAGUGUUUGUAUAAUGUGUUUAUAUAAUGCAGUGUUUGUAUAGUGUGUUUAUAUAAUGCACACUACACAAACACACUGCAUUAUAUACACACACACUGCAUUAUAUACACACACUAUACAAACACACACACUACGCAAACACACUGUGUAUACAAUGCAGUGUGUGUGUAGUGUGUGUGUAUAUAAUGCAGUGUGUGUGUAGUGUGUGUAUAUAUAAUGCAGUGUGUGUAGUGUGCGUAUAUAAUGCAGUGUGUGUGUAGUGUGUGUAUAUAAUGCAGUGUCUGUGUGCAGUGUGUGUAUAUAAUGCAGUGUGUGUUUGCAUAGUGUGUUUAUAUAAUGCACACUACACAAACACACUGCAUUAUAUACACACUAUACAAACACACACACUCUGCAUUAUAUAAACACACUACAUUCAUUAUAUACACACACACUACACAAACACACACACUUUACAUUUAGUACAUACUGCAUUCACUUUACGCACACUACCCACACACUACACAAACACUCUACUUUCAUUAUAUACACACUACACUAAUACACACUACAUAAACACACACUGCAUCCACACACACUACACAAACACACAUUGCAUCCACAACACACACUACACAAACACACACUGCAUCCACAACACACACUACAUAAACACACUGCACCCACUACACCCACUACACAAACAUACAAUGCAUCCACUACACAAACACACACUGCAUCCACUACACAAACACACACUGCAUCCACUACACACACUACACAAACACAUACAGCUCCCCUGUCUAAACACACUGCAUCCACUACACGUGGCAUGUAUAUUUUGUGCAUUUACCUUUAGAAAUUUAUUAUGGUAAUAAUUUAAAUGGUAAAUGUACAGAAUAUCGGCAAAUUAUAUGGGCUAUCGGCCUCAAAGUUCACAGAAUAUCGGUAUCGGCUCUAAAAAAUCAAUAUUGGUCGAUCCCUACCCCAGACACACACAGAGCACCCCCAGACACAAACAACCCCCCAGACACACACACACAGCCCCCAAGACACACACAGCCCCCAGACACACACAGCCCCCAGACACACACAGCCCCAGACACACACAGCACCCCCAGCACCCAGACACACACACAGCCCCCAGACACACACAGCACCCCCCAGACACACACAGCACCCCCAGACACACACAAUGCACCCCCAGACACACACAGAGCACCCCCAGACGCACACAACACCCUCAGACAGACAGCACCCUCACUCCCACACAUAUACAGCACAUAUAUAUUAUAUAAAAUAACCCUCAGUGAGUUAACAGACAAAUAAAAUUAGAAACCCAGAAUGUGACGGCAGAUAAAAACACCCUCACACACAGCACUCCUCUUACACAAACACACUGCGCACCUCACACAUACAAUAAGUCCAAAUAUAUUAUAUAAACACACACACACACACACACUACAGCACCCCUCACACUGCACCAAUACACACAUUAUGCUCCAGAUACACGCUAGAUCCCUUACCCUAUAUGCACUCUUAAUCCUUUACACACACACACAAUCUUCUAUACACACUCUGGGUCCUUUACACAAGAUCUCUUACACACACACUGCACCACCUACACACACACUACAUUCCUUGUAAGCAAACACAUACAACAUUCUCUAAACACACCCUCUCUACAACCCCUACACACACUACAUCACCUAUACACACACACUCGCUACAUCCCCUAUAACACUAUGCCCCUAUACACGCACUCUCUACAGCCCCUAGCCACACAUAUUACACCCCAAAAUUGACCUAUUUACACAAUACCACACUACACUCUACACACAGGCAAUCCCACACGCAUGCGCCAAACACAUGCACCAUACACUUUCCUGGCCCUUUUGUCCUCUGGUAUCCCACUUGUGGAGACACCAGAGACAAUUUAAAAGCAAACACAGCGCAAGCAUGUUAUUACAUUUGCUUGCGCUGCGCAGAACAAAUUCAGGGCCUUUUUCUAAUGCUAGAGCUCUUCAGCGGGGCUCUGGGCAUUGAACCAACAUGCUCACUUUCAGAGGGGGUGUACUUGUCAUUAGUGAUGACAAAACACACACUCUCUGGCCCCGCCCCCUUCUUGGGGGGCCGCUCUAAUUGAAAAAGCCCGGGCCUAAUUUUUUUCCCAGUCCGGCCCUGCACACACCUACUAUACAUAUAUCAGGUGAGUGUAUACCUCUCUCACUCUCUCUCUGCAAAUAACAAAUCCUGAUGCACCAACACAAGAACACAAACAUAGAUUCACCAUAUUGUUUUGGAUAUAUAUAUACACAAAUCGGAAACAACACAUACACACAAACAGGCAUAGACACACAUAUAGACAAAACAUUCAAAUGUGCACACAUACACAAAUAGCCAAACACACAAUUGCACAUUCAAUUUCAUUGCCCCUUCCUCUCACCUAAUAUAAUAUCAAGUUAAUUGACACUUUCCCUCAUCUUAUAUAACACCCAUUUAAUUGCUUCUUCCUCCCAUUGCAUGUCUCCCCAUUUCAGUGUCACUUCCUCUCAUACCCCUCAUUGUCCCUAUCUAUGCCCUCAUUAUACUUCAUUUGAUUUCCCUUUCCUCCCAUCUGCUUUCCCUGGUGGUGUAGUGCUAUAAUGUGUGGAAGCAAUAUUGGGCUGCUCUCUCACCUCAUGCUGCAGCCAUUCCUCUUGUGAAGCCAUGAUUGAUGGAGGAGGUGGGGCUAUGACAUCAUGUCCUCUUAGCUUCAGUCAGCUGUUGCUUCAUUCAGUCUGCUCCACACAGAGAGUCAUGCUUUCUCCACAAUGCUGGCAUCAUUUCCCUGCACAGUUAUAACAGUCAUCACUGAAGUUCCAGCACAUCACUGCAAAGCGCCAGAGCUUUAGUGAUGAUGAACUUUUAACAGCACUCCCUCUCUGGCUGGCCAUGCAAAUAGGAUUUCCAAAGGUCCACUCAGGGCUAUAGCCAUAGACCGCCCAAACACCUCCAGCAGCGCCCAUGCCCUUCUCCCUAAAAAAAUCCCUUUAAAAUAUCUUAAUGGAUUUUGCUUAUAUUGGACACGGAAAUGCAAAAUAAAUAAAAUAUUAAUGCUUCAAGGAACACUAUAGCAUUAGGAAUGCAAAUUUUUAUAACCCUUACCUUUUAUCCCAUGCAGCUCUGCACUCCUUAUGGCUUGCCCCGCCUCUUUCGCUGAGAUCAUGAAGCCUUACAGGAAAGCAUUGGGAGGUUAGUGUGCAUGUGCGGCUAAAUGUCACGCUGCACCAAUUAUAUGGUUUCUAAACAUAAGAAAAAUGUGAGCAAACAAAAAAAAAAUAAAUAGGUUUGCACAAAAUGUGCUUCUCCCUUCAAAUGCGUUAAUCAUGGAUAAAAGUAGGGAGAAUUUGUUGUCGGCUGGCCACAUUUGGGACCCCCACAAAGCAAGCGGCAGCUUCUAUUGCGGGCUUGCGGCAAGGGAGUGUUGUAGCCUGAGCUCUUACUUCUCAGCUCCUUCGCGCCGCUUAGUGAUGCCGUGAGCCGGAAUAUGACGUCAGAACGGCUCCUGGCAUCACUAAGGGAGCUGAGCAGUAAGAUCAAAGCUCCCUCGCCGCCUACUCUGUCAGUUAACCCCCUGCCUGACUGUCCAGCAACACAAGCAGCCCCACUGGACCCAGGUGGGGAAUCCACUCCAGUUCUCCCACGGAGGCUGGAUUGAGUUAAAUUAAAAUAAAAUAAAGAAAAUAAUUAUAGUGAUUUGUGAGUGUUGGGGGAAUAUGUGUAUUAGUGUGUGUCUGUCAGUUAAUGUGUGUAUGUAUGUCUGUGAGUGUGUGUGUGUGUGUCUGUCUGUCAGUCACUCUGUCUGUCUGUCAGUGAGUGUGUGUGUCUGUGAGUGUGUGUGUGUCUGUCAGUUAAUGCGUGUGUCCAUGUCUGUCAGUGCGUGUGUGUGUGUGUGUCUGUCAGUCACUCUGUGUCUGUCAGUGAGUGUGUCUCUCUGUCAGUAUGUGUCUGAGUUUGUGUGUGUCUUUCAGUCACUAUGUGUUUGUCAGUGUGUGUGAGUGUGUCUGUGAGUGUCAGUGUAUAUAUGUGAGUGUCUGUGUAUGUGUGUGUCAGUGUAUGUGUAUCUGUGAGUAUUGGUGUGUAUAAUUGCCAUGUUUAAUUGCCGUGUUGGCACUUUGAGGAAAAAAGUUGGUUUGUAUUGCGCUUUGGGCACUCGGGCUCAAAAAUGUUCGCCAUCACUGGGUUAUAGGCUUCCAACACUAUGUAGGGUGGGUGUGAGAGAUUUAAGCCAAUUGCAUUUGGUUAAUAAGUGUUCUUUAGUUUUUUUGGUUUUUUUUAACAUUUCAACAGCAGGCAGCAGGUCAAGGCACCACAGAACAUCCUGCAACCUCCAUUGUUAUGCAAGAAUAAAACAACCUGGUAACAUAUGUUUAAUUAUUUUCCAAAUCUGUACAAUCCUUUUUGACUAAUAGUCCAUACAGUGCUGUCUAAUCAAAAGAUCCUUGUUUGAUAGCAGGUGCAAGACUGUCAGGCAUUUAUUGUGAUUUGAAAAACAUAAGAUCAUUGGUCUAGACUAGAGAAACAACAUUUGCUGCAUCAAGAAUUUAUAAAAUGUCACUUCAUUCAUUAGCAUGAUUUUAUUUUGUCUAAAAUAUUUACAUAAUUAAUAUUGAGGCAUAAUUUGCAUAUUUCAGAUUUUUUACUGGUCCUUAAAGGAACACUAUAUCAUUAGUAAUAUAAACCCUUAUAUUUAAUGCUAUAGUGCACCUGUCCUUAUCUCUUCAUAGGCCCCCCUUUGUGAAUAAGAUUAAAUAAAUAAAUCUUUGACUUACCGCUCUGCUUCUCACAGAAUCAUGGAGGGGGAAUAGCCUCCUUCCUGAUUGUCCAAUCCAAUGUUACUUAUAGAGGAGACCUGAUGUGCAUAUACGGCGAACACCGCUCUUGCAUCCAAACUUCCACAUAGAAGAACAUUUAAUCAAUGUUUCCGCGUCAUGUGAAAGAGUUUAACUCAAAUCACUAGAUGAAGAUUUAAACCUGUAAUGUAAAUGUUACUUAACCCCUUAAAGAUAUUCUAUAGUAUUAUGAAUACAAAUCUGUAUUCCUAACACUAUAGUGCACUCUGGUAACUCCCUUCCUCACGCCCACCUCUCAGCUCAUAAAGGGUUAAAAAAUAACCUUUAGUCACUUGCUCAAUUCCAGUACCGAUGUCCUUCAGUGCUGGGUUGGCGCUCUGCUUCCUUCUACCUCAUCCAACUGGAUGCAGAGUGUGUGUGUAAAGUGAAUGCAGUGUGAGUAUAGUGAAUGCAGUGUGUGUAUAGUGUGCGUAAAGUGAAUGCAGUGUGUGUGUAUAGUGAAUGCAGUGUGUUUGUGUAGGGAAUGCAGUGUGUUUGUGUAGUGUGUAUAUAUAAUGAAUGCAGAGUGUGUGUUUGUGUAGUGUGUAUAGUGAAUGCAGUGUGUGUGUGUGUGUAUAAUGAAUGCAGAGUGUGUGUGUAGUGUGGAUAUAAUGAAUGUAGUUUGUGUAUAGUGAAUGCAGUGUGUUUGUGUAGUGUGUAUAUAAUUAAUGCAGUAUGUGUGUUUGUGUAGUGUGCGUAUAGUGAAUGCAGUGUGUGUGUGUGUGUUUGUGUAGUGUGUGUAUAGUGAAUGCAGUGUGUUUGUGUAGUGUGUGUAUAUAACGCAGAGUGUGUGUUUCUGUAGGUGUGUAAUGUGUGUAAAAUUAUUAUUUAUUUAUUUAUUUAUUCCCCCUCCCUGCUUGUUACCUGGCCAGGGAGGGGGGAUAUAGCAUUCUCUGGUGGUCCUGUGGCAUGGACUGUGCAGUGGGGACCCUCAGCAAGCUCUUACCUUCCCAGCAGCUCCCUUCAGCUCUCCUGUGUAAAGCUCGCGGCCAGUGUGCCGCGCGGAGCAUUGCCAUGGUAGACAGGGGAUUUAGACAGGGGAGUUGAAGGGAGCUUCGGGGAAGGUAAGAGCUUGCUGCAGGCCCCACAGGACCGCCCUACUUGUCAUGGGCCCGGUGAUCCUUGUAUGUAUUAUUGGCAAUAUCAGUAUCUCUAUAGGCCGAUACUGAUAUUGCCGAAAAUACCAAAUAUCGUCCGAUAAUAUCAGCCAGACCGAUAAUCGGUCGAUCCCUAAAUACUUCACUAUUUUCUCUUAUGUUUCUAUUACAUGCCAUAUUCAACUAUCUGAAUGGUAAUUAUAUUUUCACAUUUGUGAUAGUGGCCCCCUCACUGGUAUAUGUUUUUACUAAACUAUUUUUGGAUCUUGUGAUUUUGGGAUUUUGGCGUAAUCCCCUAUUUUGAGCGGCUAGCCUGCACUGUUUAAUUGCACUUUUUCCCACUUACCGCCCCCCUGUUUCUAUUAAAUUAAAUAUUUAGCCUUGGUGGGUAGAAAUGCAUCCCUUGUGUUUGCUCAAUGGACCCUACAGGCUAGAGGCGGUGAGUAGCAUUAAGGCCUGGCUAGUAGUGUAGGACUUGAAAUUUUAAGCCCUACUCUUAUAGUAAAUAGUUUGCCCAAAUGGAAAAUGAGGCAAACCUAAGAACAUAUGCUAAAAAAAGCCAGUUUAAAAGUCCACGCAUAAGUCAAACAUAUGUUCUAUUUACAAGGUGAUAGUGGCUGAGCUGAUAAAAGUAAUGCUGAGCCCACAAUAGGGAUAAAGCCUUCUUGAAGGUAUAUUUUAGUACUGUGCUACUAUAUUGAAAAUGUAUACACACGUACUUUGUAGCUCAAUUGAAAUAUCCUAAUGUUCACAUUGAUUCAGAGAUGGAUGAUGUCACAUUGUCAUGACAACACUCUGCCUUGUGAAUGCUACUUUCACUAUGUAUGAUGAUAUAGACAGUAGAACAGACACAAAAUUUUGUAAGCACAUUCCUUUCUACAAAACUAGCCCAUCAAACCUGUUGCUGUUGCAAAGCUAAUUUUAAAUGUACUAUACAUGGCAACAAAAAUAUAUUUAACUCCAUACUGCUGCUUGACAUAUAUUGCAACUAAUGUGAAGAGCAGUACAUGUUGUACAAGAAUGGAGAAUAGAACAUGGAAUCUCAUGUUUGAAUGACAAGAAUGCUAGAACUAUAAAUAUUUUAUUAAUAAUGCACAGUGACUAAUGGUUCCUACAAUAUCCCACUGGCUAAUACCAGGAAUAAGCAUACAAAAAUAGAUAUACGUCAAGCCUAUAUAUCCUCCUUUUUCUACAUCUCUGAUAAUGUGUAUACAAAGAAAAAAAAAAAAGAAGGUGUUAUUUUUUAAUUAACUUUUAUAAAGUUUACAAAUUAACAAAAAAAGGAACAUACAAAUAAAUAAUUCACAGUUUCCAUACUUAAGCAAGAGCAUGUGAAGAGUAGUAAAAUAUAUAUAUUUAUUUUUAUAUAUUUUUAAAUCAAUGGGCUAAUUCAAUAGGCAUGGGCUUGGAACUGCAGCUCCAUCAGCCCCUAUGUUAAUCCAACUCUAUGAUCAUUAGGGUUUUAGAGCAAAUCCCUCCCCCAGCACCUCAGUUGUGUAGUUGUGGAAUCAUUUGUCAGAAGUGAAAUUGUGCACUUUUAUUGACUGAUUCAUGCCAAUUUGUGAAUGAUUUGUCUAAUGUUACACAUAAAGUUGCACUGUAACCUACACAGUAGGGUUUUCACCGUUUCUUUCCCCCCUGAUGUACAAAGCACAUCAUUUUGAUGUUAAUAAAAUAAAAAUUAAAACAUUAUAGUUAACAGAGUCAGUUUGCAAUAAAAGCCUUUUUUUUUAACCAGGAAAUGCAAGGUGACCUGGAUGCAGAAGCUGCAGUGGGAGGGUUUGAAAUGAGAAAGGGUAGAAAUUAUUUUACAAGAGUUUCAUAUACUUCUAGUUGGUUCUGUUUUCUUUUCUCUUUUUUAGGUAAUUCUUUUUUACCCCCAUAGGUGAACGUCCUUUUCCAUGUACGUGGCCUGACUGCCUUAAAAAGUUCUCUCGUUCUGAUGAGCUGACCCGCCAUUAUAGGACACACACGGGUGAGAAGCAGUUCCGAUGUCCUCUCUGCGAGAAGAGGUUCAUGAGGAGUGACCACUUAACAAAGCAUGCACGCCGCCACACCGAUUUUCACCCCAGCAUGAUCAAAAGGUCCAAAAGGUCUAACUCUACUUUCGUCUGAGGGCAUAGUCUGAGUAAGAAAGCUGCUGUACAUAUCACCUUUUUGCAUCUUUUCAGAGGAAAUGUAACAGUCCUAACAUUCAUGCUUUUGCAGCAGUGUAUUUAAGAGAACCUGCUGUCCAAUUUAUUUUGGUGGCACAUGACUCUAGAUAUUUUUUUUGUAGUGGUGUGAUAUGUACCAUCACAGUUUUGACUGUAAAACCCUACUGUGCUUGCUCUGGCAUGAAUAUGUGUUAAUGAAAUAGAUACCACAACGGAUUAGCUUUACAUUUGUGAAAGAAAAUACACAUGAGAACACUUGCAACAUAAAUAUAUAUGUAUAAGGGAAACUUUUUUUUUUUGUGGAGAUAAAACCAUACGGUAUGAGAUUUGGAAAACACAUCUUAUGAAACAAGCGUACUUGAACUUAAGACAUUUAUGUUAAUAAGGGACUCUGUAUUUUGUGGUUGAUGGGAUGUCAGUCUCCCGUUAAUAUGGACAUUGAGGGCCUCCAUUCAGUGGUGAAAAAAUUUGGAAGGUGCAGCUUAGGAACAUGAUAUCUGCUUUUCAGUGGGAUGGGGAAAUGAAAGGCAAAGAAUAUUAAAUAAAGAACCAGAGGACACUGGAUUCAUGAACACUAUGCUGCCAUUUCACCAUCAUAUAUGUAGCCAAAGUCAACAAAAGUGAACUGGAGGAUCAAGAGUAUUUUUUUUUUCUUUUAAGGGGAGAUGCAAUGCUCAGUAGUCUAAUGUAGUCUUUAAUAUUUAAAUAUCACUUUACCUUUUUCUAAUGAACAUUUUUACGUCCUUGCUAAACGUUUGGGCAAUCUGUCAUGUUACCAGAUAUGACUACAUCUGCCUGAGGAAUCGCACGCAGUUGUAGAAAGAGGACUUUGAAUGAAGCAUAUGCCUUUAUCCUGCAAGCUUAGUCUGAAUUCUGAAGAUUGUGUUAUUAUUCUCUUAGGUUGCUACGCACGUUUUAUUGUAUGACAUAGCAAUGACAAAACGUUUCUGCAAAACCAGAAUGUUUGACUCCACUAUUCACAAAGACAUUGCAAUAUGAGCAAUGCUAAGCAUUCACACUCUGAGCUGUGUUUAUAAAGAAUAAUUCUGUUGAACAAUAUCAGGCCGUUUUGACCGUCCUGUCAGUUGGCCUGUGUCCUACAGUAUCACAAUUAAAAAAAAAAUAUAUACAGCCAAACUGUACUGACGCAAUGCAAGUGCACAUCUUGCACACUGCGUCAUUUUAAAUGCCUCACCAUUUCAUCAUUUAGGUUUUUAAGAUGAUGAUCAAAUGAAAUGUUUACAUAACUUGAUUUGGUAGCUAACAGCGCCAAAUAGUUUUUUUUUUUUUCUUAUUUGUUUUUUGCGCACCUUAUGUUUCCAGUAAAGAUUCACACAACGCCUAUAUAUUUAAACUUGUUCCAUACUGGAGAGGCUAACAAUGCCGCACUACUAUUAGUGAAUAAAAAAAGGCCUCUCUGGUUGUCAAGGGUGUUAACUAUGCAGCAUUCAGCCAUGCAGGCAGUUUACAGAAUUAAUAUAUUUGUAUGUAAAACGCUCAAUCCAUUCCAGAUACAAUUAGACCCAAGCACUCCAACCACUUCACACAAUAUCUGCUUUUAUUUCAAAAGAGCAAAAAAGUCAAUUGUGACAGACCACACUAUACUCUCAGUUACUGAUCAACAUGCAGCAACUCUCAUAAGGAAAAACAAUGCCAACAGUCAUUUAUCUUUGCCAGGCAUUAUUCAUAUUUCUUACCUAGUUUUUUAAAUUUGGUAUUUGUCCACAUAAGAGGUAAGAUUCACACAAUCCUCCAGCUGUUGUUAAAAAAAACAUUGUUUGUGGCAAAGGAUUGUGGGAAUUAUUGGUGAACUACAGCUAGAGAGAUGCAUGGAAUGUCUGUUCCUGCUGGCCAUGUGAAAGAGGAAAAUAUUAGAAGUAGAGCUAGAAUAUGGUACAUUAAAAACCAGGGGAAAUAAUAGCACUGUCAUUGAAAGUAAUCUGUAAGCAUGCAUGUCUCAAGGGCUUUCUUUUUGUAUUAUCUCAGUUUUGGGUGGACUGCAUUAGACUUUUUCCCACUGUCACCUUAAGAAACGUGCAUUUGAAUGUAAUAGUCACGUAAAAGAAUGCAGUCUCUUUCUAAAACCAAUUAAAUGGUUCCGUUUCAGAAUAUAAAAUAUUAGUAAGAACAAGAUAAAAAUUGUGUACAAAAUAUGAGCCAUACUUAUUCAUUGACAAGAAAACUAGCAUUAAAGGAUCCUACAUCAAAAUGGAAUGUCAUGCCAAUUUAAAGGUAGCAGGUUAGUAUAUUGCUGCUAAUGUUAGACACUGUAGUCACUAUAACCAUUUAAUCUCUGCAUUGCUUAGUCCCUGGAGUCUUCUGGCAGUGUUCCUCCAUUCCGAGUUAAACCAUUUUCGAGCAGUUUAACACUGAAUGAAGGUCUCUGGCUACCCAAAGCACAGCCCCUACUGGAGGUAUGGCUAAGGCAGAUAUUACACACUUCCUUGUUGUCAUACCAAUUCAUGAUAGCAAUGGGCACUCUAAUAGGCUAAACAUUCAGGAAAUUACAGCUGUCUGUUGCUUCUCGGGCUAAUACUUCAUCGUUAGUCCAAGCAGCACAGAGUGGAUGGGCAGCCGGGGACUCUCAUUGAGCAUAAAAACAUUAAAAACCGUUUAACGCUAAAUGAAAGGAUGGCACCAGGACACUCCAAACACUAACCAGUUCAAUGAAAUAAAGCAGAUACGGGGCCUACAGUGUCCCUUUAAAUAAGCGGAUCAUUCCAUACUGGGAUAGGGUUUUUAGGGAUCAGACAGUGAUGAGUGCAUUGAAUAUUAAUCAGUCCUUAAGGGGUUAUAUAUCUAUGAUGACACAUUAGCUAGCAUUAACAGCAUAGUGUGAACAUAACUUAGUCUGUUAAUUUUGGAUAUCAGUUAAAGGAUAUAGAAAUUAUAGAAGUGUUUUGAGGUACAGCACAUCAGGCACCUUUAAUUUAUACACACACAACGAGCAUUUCACACACAAACACGCAGUGCAAUGACUUUAGUCAAUACAAUGACUGUUCUAAACAUAUACUACAUUAUAAAUAUACUAUGAAAUAAGGAAUUUCAGGAAACAAACAAACAUUACACACUUUCUACCUCUGUUUCAGUUUUUUGAAACACCUAAUUAUUCCGAAUUGCAGAAUAAUUCUUCCAUUGAAAAUAACUAGUAUGAAAAUACUAAAGAAAAAAAAAAUACAAAAUAAAAAAAACAACCAAAAAAAAAAAGAAAAAGAAAAAUCCUUCCCUUUUAUGGUGUUUGUUUAUUUAUUUUUUAAUAUUAUUUUUUUAACUGCCAUUGGCAGUAUAUUGAGUUACCCCUCUAAGAUCCAGAGGGAAUAGAAAAAAAGUCAACAGAACACUCUUUUAAGUCAUUAAGCAUGGGCAACUGUAAGCAUUUCUGGUUUUGCAUAUGGAGCAGAAUAAAUACAUUUCAAGUGGACUACAAGCACAAAUUCUUUGCCAUGACUUAGAAUUGACAUUCAAAGGUGUUUGUUCUUUCUGUUGUCCCUCUGUUCAAUAGGGCAACUAGUUAUAUGUUUAAAUGUGACAGAUAGGAUUGUUUCAUAAGUGAAAUGGUGUCUGUUUGUGAAAUUUGACAGCUGAUGUUGAGCAUUGUAUUUACAACAUCCCGACUUGCUUUAAAGGUGUAUUGAUACAGGAUUAAAUUGGCUUCAUGGCAGAUUCUAAAUAUGAAAAAUUAAAAUAGAAUAUGUACAUGUUUCAGCUUUUAAAUCAACAUCAAGUCGUUAUUAUUCUAAGGUAAGUGCAUUUUAUUCAAGGUGACGUAAAAGCGAUAAAGGAAGUGUUAAUUUUGUGAUUGAAUUACAAUGCAUGUGUCUAUACCACUUCUGAAACCAAUGUUUUUUAUAACAUUUUGUAAUUUUUUGCUUCAAAUUCUGUACUCUGUUAGGAGCAAGUUAUCAAAUUCAGGAAGUCUAUUUUCCCAUGCACACUCCUAUUCUGUUAAAUGCCAUCAUACUGCUUGGUUUAAACAUCAACGUAAUACGCAGUAAAACACUGAUGUAGAUAAACAUUCCAUGAACAGUAAAUCCAACCUUUUGCCCAGCAAUGGUUAAGAGAAAUAAAAAACAUACUUGCAAUUUAAUUGUCAAUUACAUUAUUCCUGUGGUAUCUACAAAGUCCUGUCUAUAUCACUGUAGGACAGUGAUGGCUAACUUAGACACCAUAAAUUGUUUCUGGACUACAUUUCUCAUGAUGUUCAGCUAGCUUUUAGACUCUAAAAGCUAGCUGGACAUCAUGGGAAAUGUAGUCCAGAAACAAUUUAUGGCGUCAAGGUUAGCCAUCACUGCUGUAGGAAAACAAAGUAUAGUUUUUGCACUUAAUGCCAAAACUGUUCUUAAAACUAUGAUUUGUGAACCAAUUGGAAUCGAUGCCUUUUCUUAGCAUUUUUGUUUUCAAAACUAAUCACAUUUUGUGUAUCUGUUAACAUUUUGUUAGGUUCAAGGCUCUCUAACAGGCAUAGCCAAGACAUAGCUUGUUCAGACAUCUGUGAUUGCUGGUGAUCCUGGUACAAAACAGAUCAGCAUUAAGCAGCAUUUAUGGAAAAAACAAAAAACAAAAAUAUAAGCAUUUCACCUUGCAUAUCAGUAGAAUGUGGGGUUUAUUCACUUAACAGUCACUUGAAAUAUGGUAAUGAUAAUGAUUUACAAAAUUGAGGGCAAACAGGCAAGCUUGAAAACAUGUCUAAUUCACUAUAGCGUCUAAACCAUGUAAAAUUUAAAUUUAAAAUUGUAGUCCAAAUAGAUGAUCUAGAAAAUGUCUCCAAAUGUUUUCAGUUUGGCAAUUUUGGCCUACAUUUUGACACACCAUUGCUGUGCUGUCCCGUCCCAACAUUUUGACGAGACAUGCCAUAAAUCCCCACAUGUUGGUGGCAGAAUAUAAAAUUAAAAUAAAAAACUCUGCAGUUAAAUAACAUGAUGAUGAAAAAUUACUCAUAGGGGUCAAAGUGAUGACUUGACAACUGACAAAACAGACCACUUACUCCACAGAUCAAAAAGACUGCCUAGAGUAUCAAAGUGUUGCCUUCCAGCAGUUGUUGAACUACAGCUCCAACAAUUCUCUGCCAACUUAUGGACAACAGCUUCCAUAACUCACCGCCAGCCAAUGGAAAACAGAGAAUCUUGUGAAAGUUGUAGUCCACUAUCACCUGGGAAGCCAAAGUUUGAUGCCACUCUUUAUUCUUUUUGGACUAUACUGGUACAAUGCUAACUAUGUAUGUUAUCUAUUCUGAGGACAACCAAAACAAAAAUUCAUGGUGAUACAUUUAUUUAAGCCUUUCCAAACUAUCAUAUAUUUGUGGCUGCAGAUUUUUUGUCACUUGCUAUGUGUUUAUAUGUUUUGGGGGUUUUUAAAGACUUAUAUGGCUUUCUUCAGAUAUGCUAGAAUAUGUAUACAUAAAACAACAUUACGUAUUAAUGAAAUAUUAAAGUAUAAGAAAAACAAUGAAAUGUUUUCAUUGUUUUGCCUAUAAACAUUUUUUCCACAACUACUGCAACUAAAGAAAAAUAACUCAAAAUAGAUUUACUUAGUAGUCCUAGUUUUUAAAAUGCCCAGCUUGUCUGGGCUUUCAAUUAAUGUUUGGAAGUUGUAGGUCAAACUUUGCAAGGGGUGAAUUACAGUUUUGAAGCUAAACCUUUGCAAAUUUUGGUUUGCCUAACCUAAAAGCAGCUGUCACUAGACCUUAAAUUUUGAGUAUUUUAUAAAAAAAAUUAUAUUUAUGAAAUGCUCACAUUGACUGCAUUGGAAUUUCAUUGAAGCCUCUAACACAUGUAACAUUUUGAGUUUUUCCACUUGGCCAUUUCACCACCAGUAUGUGCAGAAUUUGGAACUACAUUUUAUUUAGAUUUUUUACAUAUAUAUUGAAAUUUAAUGCUAAACUUAUGAAAGAGCCUUAUGAGUCCUAUUCUCUCAAAGACCCCACACAUUGCAUUCUGCAUCUCAUGAGUACAUUAUUAACUCACAUGUAAAAGUUUGCUACAUUUCUGGGGAAUGUAUAGGAUCGAAUUAGAGAUAUGCCUUAAAGGACCACUAUAGUGCCAGGAAAACAUACUUGUUCCUGGCACUAUAGUGCCCUGAGGGUGCCCCCACCCUCAGGGUCCCACUCCCGUGGCGCUGAGGGGGGAGGAAGGGGUUAAUCCCUUACCUUUUUUCCAGCGCCGGGCUCCCUCGGUGCUGGGACUCUCCUCCCUCUUCUUCAGUCACCGUCUCUUCUUCUGUCAUGCUUUCCUAUGGACGCUGGCGUCUUCUUACUGUGAAAAUCACAGUGAGAAGCGCGGAAGCGCCUCUAGCGGCUGUCAAUGAGACAGCCACUAGAGGCUGGAUUAACCCAUUUGUAAACAUAGCAGUUUCUCUGAAACUGCAAUGUUUACAGCAAAAAGGGUUAAACCUAGCUGGACCUGGCACACAGACCACUUCAUUCAGCUGAAGUGGUCUGGGUGCCUAUAGUGGUCCUUUAUGCAAUUUGUCAAAGUGACGCUACCUGUGUCACCAUACGGACUUUUGUCAAUUUGUAAUGUUAUUUCUGAAUCAAAUCUAGUGCUUACACAAACUAACCAUAACCCAAACUGACCCUAUCUAACUCUAAUCUUAGCUGACUAUAAAUAACCCUAACAAUAAACUGUUUAGUGGAUUCAUCCACACAUUGGUCACAGGUGUCUCGGCUGGCAGCUAAGGUAUGUCAUGAAUGUGAUUAGCUCCCAGAAUGAUCAGACAGAGAGUCAACAAAUGGUGGGUACAAUAGAUAUUGUUGAAAAACCACUCUAUUGAGGCAGCCAAAAGGAGCUCAUUGACAGCUGAACAUGGUGUUCACUCCUCCAUCUUGGAACUCAAUAGGAGUGCUGUGAUUGGCUGACAGACCAGCCCCAUGUCAUGUGGCAGCCUUAUUAUGCUAAUACUAGGCAGCUUGAUACUGAAUAUUCAUAGAGAUGGCUUAGGGGACCUCAACAUUCACGUUCAGUGAGGCAUCAAUAUGCUCAUCUCAAGAAACCAGCCUGGUGAUGAAUGUGCAUAUGAGACAGCGUCAUACCCUGGUAUGGUGGCUGCCGUGAAUGGCUUAGCACUAGAAUGAAUAUUGAUAUUCCUGAUUACCAUGUGGAAAUCCCAACUAAAUAGAUCUAUUUAGCAUAUAAGAACACUUUAAACACAACACAUUCUAUCGGGCAAAACAUUUUGAAAUAAAUGUUGCACAUUACGUUUUAAAUAAUUUUUCACUACAAAAACUUAAUUUAGUAAGAAAAAAAUAAUUUAGUUAUCAAUCCAUGUUAACUGUCCAGUUAGCAUUCUUAUUCAGACAUUAUAGUGGUGUAUUCACUAAAAACAGAAUUGUAAAGAUUUAACUGCAAAAUGUAGGUUAAAAUAAUCAAGGUAUGAGUCUAGUUGAGUUGCCGAAAAUGUUCAAUUCAGGUUUCUAUUCACUAUUUUUGAUGGUUUUGGAAUAAACCUGUGUACUUGAGGAAGGGUCAUGUGAAGACAAUUAGAUGCAAUAGACUGCACAUCUAUUGAAAGUUAAGCAGUCAAGUCAAUAGUGGUUUUCAUUGGAAAACACUGAAUAGAGUCUUCAUGUGCUUCCUGGUGAUGAGCAGUGAGCUGUCGGCUCCUAGCAGUGACAAACUUGAUUGUAUUCAGAUUACACUGCAUGAAUCUAACAAAAUGUUGCCAAAUAUCAUAUCAAAAUGAGGAUAUUUUUUUUUCUGUGCUGUUUAAACGGGAAAGGUGUCUGUCAUUAGAUUUGGAUACAUUACAGUGCACUGCUGGUCAUCUUUGGAACUUUAUUACUGUUUAACCCAUUUUACAUGUCAUCUUCUAAAAGAGCGGUAAGAUAUUACCAGGUUAAAUGCAGAUUAAUAACUUGCAAUUUUGUAGCAUAGUCAUUUCUGCAAUUGUUUAAUUUUUACAAUUUUUUGUAUAGUUUCAUAAGUUAUUUUGUGCUGUCUUAUUGGAUUUGGAGGAAAUUGAACUGAUUAAACAAAGGGUAGGUUUACCCAUUUUGUACAAGUGUAUAUAAAUUGUUCCAAUAAAAAAAAAAACAUUGUAAGAAUACCGUGAAGCAUUCUUAAUUAAAGUGUCACACAAACUCAACAAA